UUGGUGAACUUUCGCCCCCUGUCCAGCGCUGGAGGAGGAGACCACCACCCUUGCACCCUCUCUCCGCCUGACCCCUCCGCAAACUCCGCACCUUUCCCCUGAAGCCCCCCCCCCCCCUCCCCGGCCACUGACUCCAGUCCACAUCUGGAUCCAGGUGGAGGAAGAAACAUUGGAUCCAAUGUAUCCAAUGUAUCACAAAAACAGCAUAGUUGGACCAAGUUAUCCAAGUUUGACAUGUGAUCUCUCAUCGCCUCAGUCAAGCGCACCAUGCACCAUCAGGCAGCUGUGUGGAACAUGUGGGAGUCAGCCAACACCCACACAACAUUACCAGCAAAGGGAGUCUGUGGUCAUUGCGCCUGGAUAUACAUUGUCUCGGACCAAGAGUAACAUCAGUGUCUCUCUGUGUGAUGAAUUCUUCAAUCGACCUAAGCCUGUCAGGACAAUUGUUCCAAGGGCUGAAUCGGAGAAGGACACGGAGCAGCUGAUCAGAGACCUGCAACAACAGAUCAGUCAGCUUGUACAUUUACUGGAACAAGAGAGUCACAAACAAAUGACCCUUGAGAAAAAGUUUCAGAAUGAGAACAGGGAGACAAAGUUGUUGUUGCAGAAGAAGCAUGAAGAAGACAUGAGUGAAAUCGCGGCCAUCCAUGCUCUGGAAAUCACGGUGAUAAAGGAGAAAUAUGAAGAAGCGAUGGUGGAGUACAAAAUGGAAGCAGAGAAGCAAUACGCUGAGCUAAAGGGACAAUUUGAUGAUGCACAAGCUGCAUUUAUGUCCUAUAAGGAAUCCAUCAUUGAAGAAAUGAAUGAACACUGGGCUCAGAGAGAAGCUGAAAUGAACAAGAAAAAUGAUCUGGAUAGGAAAAAGGAUCUGGAUGCGCAGGCGAAUGAAUUAACAGAUAUAUGUAACACAGAGAAAAAAAUAAUGGAAGACCAGUUUCAAGAACAGAUUGCUGCCUUGCUUGAGGAGCACAGGACCAAGAUGGACGUGGCUGCUAACAAAUAUAAUGCUAUGACUGGCGUAAUUGAGGAGCUGUCCAAAUCUAAGCACGAGAUCGAGCUUCUGCAGGAAGAACUGGAAAAGACGACAAAAGAGCUACAGUAUCAGAUUGAAAGCCUAUAUAACAUCACAAGUCAAUUACAGAUGACGGAAGCUAAGCUGAGCGAAUUCGAAGGACUUUACAAGACAAACAUAGGCAGUUUGCAGAAGAAAUAUGUGGCUUCCAUUGAAGCUUUAGAGAGUCAAAACAUUGAUCUGAAGCAACUAUUUGCUCUCAAAGCUGAAGAGUUAUGUGUCCUUAAGGCCAAAAUGGAUGACCUGGAGAGACAAAAACAUCUUAAAAUGAAAGAAAAGCUCCUGUCUAGUUUAGAAGAUCGAAGCAAAGUCAGUGCAAGUAACACAGAAGGUGCAUUGCAACCAGAACCUCCUCCAGUUCCUCAAACAGAUGGCAGCAAACCUCAAGGCUAGAACUUGUCCAUGUGCAUCAUGGACCAAAGGACUGAGUAAAAGAUCAGCAGACACUCCAUGGUACAUUUUAUUUGGUUGAAAUGUACAAUUGCCGAAUGGCAACAUUGUUUUGUAAACAUAAUAAAUUUAGACUUCAAUCAAAACUA
Molecule: messenger RNA, 1611 nt
Organism: Leucoraja erinaceus (little skate)
Lineage: Eukaryota; Metazoa; Chordata; Chondrichthyes; Rajiformes; Rajidae
Product: flagellum-associated coiled-coil domain-containing protein 1-like
Exons: 15
Coding region: 179-1465 (428 amino acids)
Cellular component (GO): cytoplasm
Source: RefSeq, a predicted model, not a curated record